Aedes albopictus (Asian tiger mosquito) is the source of this 2102-nucleotide messenger RNA. RefSeq names its product pyruvate dehydrogenase [acetyl-transferring]-phosphatase 1, mitochondrial (gene Pdp). Gene Ontology annotation, biological process: protein dephosphorylation. The transcript has 4 exons. The coding region runs from base 329 to 1735 and encodes 468 amino acids. Gene Ontology annotation, cellular component: mitochondrion. The record is from RefSeq and is a predicted model, not a curated record. Gene Ontology annotation, molecular function: [pyruvate dehydrogenase (acetyl-transferring)]-phosphatase activity; cation binding. NCBI's taxonomy places the organism in Eukaryota, Metazoa, Arthropoda, Insecta, Diptera, Culicidae.
GUGUUGGUGAUAUUUUUUUUCGCGAUUCGUCGGGCUGGAGGUCGAGCUGUGUUGAUUAUCGAGCUUUUACGCAUCCGUGAUAUGAAAAAUUGCUCUGGGAAAAGGUCUCGAAAUUAACGAGGAUAACUCGCUUCUAGUGGGUCGGAUUCUAGUGAAAUUAUGUAAAAACUUGUGUGCCGGUGAAGUGUGGUGCAGAUUGUUACAAAUUUUCCAAGAAGGGCUCAGCGUUCUCGGGGCGGGCUCAGGUUAUUCAACCGGGACCGAGAGAAGGGUCUUUCCCAGCCCCGAUUGCGGAGUACCUACAUAGAAGUGCAGCGCAGCAGAAAUAAUGACCAAUUUGGUGCAAAAGUUGCUGGUGCAGAGGAGCCAUCUGCUCGCAGCAGUUUACCGCCGAAGUUUCCACCAGGCUGUGUCCGAUUACCGUCCGUCCGGGCCUCCGAAGCUGUCCCCAUAUGAUGUCAACUGCAUACUCAGGGCAAACGAACACACACAGGACUUUGUGGGUGGUUCGGUCAAGUGCUACGACUCGAACCAGUUGGCCUCUAACUCGCCCAUCGAGGACUCCCGCACGGAGGGAACCUGCGUGCACACGUCCGGCCUGCUGCUGGGAAUCUUCGAUGGUCACGGGGGUCCGGCUUGUUCCCAGGUGAUAAGCAAACGGUUGAUGCGGUACAUUGCCGCUUCGUUGGUUCCGCCGGACGAUUUGAAGGUCCACAUGAAAAACGGAGCCCAAAGUCAUUCGUUCAUCAACUGCCACAAUGAUAAGUUGGAGUUUGUUAGCGAAAUCAAAGACAUCUACGAGCGAAGUUUCAACCUGUUCGCCAAUGAGCUGUUCGACACGACGCUGGCCGGAUUUCAGAUGCACCAGGUGCUGGAAAAUGCGUUCCUGCGGUUGGAUCAGGAUCUGUCGAAGGAGGCGAUCGACCAUCCCAGCCUGAGGACAAUGUCGGUGGCCAUGAGUGGGGCGGUGGCUUUGGUGGCGCAUAUCGAUGGGCCGCACUUGCACAUCGCCUCCACGGGGGAUUGUAGUGCAGUACUGGGGACGGUCACUGAUACAGGUCAGUGGGUAGCCAAAAAGCUCACCAACGAACACAACAGUGACAACGUAGCCGAAGUCCGUCGGCUGUUGAACGAGCAUCCGGCCACCGAGCGGGAUACGGUAAUCCGUGGCGAACGGCUUCUCGGCCAGCUGGCCCCACUUCGAGCGAUGGGAGACUUCCGUUACAAGUGGACCCGAGAACAACUAGAACAGUUGGUAGUUCCUCAAUACGGCGAGCAGGUCAUCGCCCCGUACUAUCUCACCCCGCCAUAUCUGACCGCUUGUCCGGAAAUUACCCAUCACAUUCUGACGCCGCGUGAUAAAUUCCUGAUACUGGCCAGCGACGGACUGUGGGACACGAUGAGCCCCAUGCAGACUGUCCACUUGGUAGGAGAACACAUGCACGGUAAGGCCUUCCUGCAGCCGCUGAAACUUCCGAAACACGAAAUAACCCUAGGCGAGAUCAGCCAGAUGCUGAGCACCAGGAAAGCGGGCCUCCAGAAGAAACCGCUGGAUCGGAACGCGGCCACGCAUCUGAUUCGGAACUCCCUCGGAGGCACCGAGUACGGCGUGGAACAUUCUAAACUGUCCCAUAUGCUGUCCCUACCGCAGGACAUAGUCCGGUUGUUCCGGGACGACAUCACCAUCACGGUGAUCUACUUCGAUUCGGAAUACCUGCGGAACUGCCCCACCUAGCGGCAGCUGAUGUUGCUGAGAGCGCGGCCAGCCUGCGGCGGUGGAUGACGAUCACAGUCCGGUCGCAGGGAGUAGCAUUUAGUCCAAGAGGAGGGGAAUCGAGGGACGGAAGCGGAUCGAAUCGUUGUUGCUUGUCGAAGGGGGGUCCAGCUGGGGAACAGGCUGCGGCCAUUUGUAUAAUAGAUGUUCAGGUAGCAUAAGAAUACCACACAGACAGACGUUUCAAUAAUAGUGUUUUCGAAUCUGUUUCUUUUUAGUGUUUUUAUUUUUUUUAGUUUUUGUCCGGUACCGAAACUGUUUAUUUAGAAUAUUAUAAAUACGAUUGAUGAGAAUAAAACAUCGCUGCAGAUUGAUAUUUUAUUAAAAA